CUCCUUCUAACUGUGAUGUCCUAUGACAGAUAUCUGGCCAUCUGCAAUCCCCUGCGUUAUUCUUCACUAAUGAGCCAUAGAGUCUGCAUUACAUUAAUUGCCAUGUCAUGGCUGCUUGCCCUUAGCUUUAUACCAGUUACCAUGAUCCCUUUAGCUACACAAGAGUUCUGCAACCAUAAUUCCAUUAACCAUUUCUUCUGUGAUUUAUUUCCUCUCCUGGAACUUUCCUGCUCAGACACCUCCUUGGCACAGAUACUGGCAAUGGCACUAACUGUCCCUGUAAUUCUUUUCCCCUUCAUGUUCAUCAUUGGAUCCUAUAUCUGUAUUGCCCAUGAAAUCCUAAAGAUAGUGUCCAGUAUUGGGAGACAAAAAGCCUUCUCCACCUGCAGCUCCCACUUGGCCGUGGUCUCCAUAUUUUAUGGGACUCUCAUUGGUAUUUAUGUGGUUCCCACAAGAAACCAGUUACAGACCAUUAGCAAACUCCUUUCCCUUUUAUACACUGUAGUGACUCCUUUUAUUAACCCAAUGAUUUACAGCUUGAAAAGUGCAGAUAUGAAAAAUGCU
Messenger RNA from Xenopus tropicalis (tropical clawed frog), 564 nucleotides. Its product is annotated as olfactory receptor 11L1-like. Gene Ontology annotation, molecular function: olfactory receptor activity; G protein-coupled receptor activity. The record is from RefSeq and is a predicted model, not a curated record. Gene Ontology annotation, cellular component: membrane; plasma membrane. Gene Ontology annotation, biological process: detection of chemical stimulus involved in sensory perception of smell; signal transduction; G protein-coupled receptor signaling pathway. The annotation marks the transcript as partial. Lineage: Eukaryota; Metazoa; Chordata; Amphibia; Anura; Pipidae. The transcript has a single exon.